AUGCCUCUUCAACGUGGAAAAGUUGCCUUUGUCACGGGCGUCAAUGGCAUUACAGGAAACGCCAUUGUGGAACAUCUGAUUCGGCAGCCCACAUCAGAAUGGUCCAAGAUCGUCAUCACGUCAAGACGCUGCGUUAGCCAGGCCUAUUGGCAGGACUCUCGCAUCCACUUCGUCGCCAUUGACUUCUUGAAACCUAUCGAUGAGUUGAUCGCGGUCAUGAAGCCCCUUUGUCACGACGUCACCCAUGCGUUCUUUGCAUCAUAUGUUCAUGAAGCCGACUUCACCAAGUUGAGAGAAUACAACGUACCAUUGUUUACGAACUUCCUAACGGCGACUGAUGCCGUUGCCAAAGAGUCGCUACAGAGAGUUUGCCUGCAUACCGGCGGCAAGCAUUACGGCGCUCAUCUUGGGCCGACGAGGGUACCUCUCGUGGAAACGAUGCCGCGCUACGAGGAUCACGGGGAGAAUUUUUACUAUGACCAAGAAGACUUCAUGUUCGACUUGGCGUCGAAGCGCAAUUGGACUUGGAACAUCAUCAGGCCUGAUGCCAUCAUUGGAUUCACUCCAUCAGGGAACGGCAUGUCCAUGGCACUCACGCUGGCCAUAUACUUGCUUUGUUGCCGCGAGACGGGCGAAGCACCCAUCUUCCCGGGAAACAAGGUCUUCUUCCAGACGGCCGAUGACUGCUCGUAUGCCCCUAGCAUCGCCGACAUGAGCGUCUGGGCGUCUACCCACGAGCACACCAGCAACGAGGCAUUCAACCACACCAACGGCGACGUGUUUUUGUGGAAGUAUUUCUGGCCCCAGCUUGGUCAGUACUUUGGUAUGGAUAUCCCGGAGCAAACAGAAUGGGCCGCCCUGGGCGACAACGAGCAACUGGCCAAUAAUUUCUCCAUGCGCGCUUGGGCCAAAGACAAGAAGCCUGUAUGGGAGCGAGUUGUGGCCAAGUAUGGCGGCAACCCCCAAGCAUUUAAUUGGGGAACGUGGGACUUUGUCGAAUGGGGCCUGGGCAAAGCCUGGUCUACCAUUUCCUCGGUUGGGAAAGCACGAAAGUUUGGAUGGCAGCGGAGCGACGACAGCUUUGAGACCUAUGUCCAAACCUUCCGUGCUUUCGAGAAUGCGGGUGUUUUGCCCUCAGUGCCUGUUGCUGACGAUGGCAGGUUCGUGUCUGCGACUCAGAAUGGGGGCCGGGCUGUGAAUCCCCGCGAUGCGGUUCUCUCCCGCCUCAAGAAGGCCAGCUUGAAUGGAGGGCUGAAGAGCACUGAGCCAAAUGGCCUGAUCAAUGGGGGAAGUGACCUUCCUCAGAUGGUGGAAGCUACCGAUGUUGCAAAGCCUCAUGAGCGGGUUGGAUAUAAGAAUGGCAUCACGCAGUGUGCUUAG
This is a messenger RNA of Clonostachys byssicola, 1380 nucleotides long. Lineage: Eukaryota; Fungi; Ascomycota; Sordariomycetes; Hypocreales; Bionectriaceae. The record is from the annotation of a GenBank genome assembly.